Messenger RNA from Mycena indigotica, 945 nucleotides. RefSeq lists its product as uncharacterized. NCBI's taxonomy places the organism in Eukaryota, Fungi, Basidiomycota, Agaricomycetes, Agaricales, Mycenaceae. The transcript has 6 exons. Bases 1 to 945 code for a protein of 314 amino acids. The record is from RefSeq and is a predicted model, not a curated record.
AUGGGGGUCACCAAUCCGCCCGCACCGACACUAGGCACGAGAAUCAACCAGACGUCCAUGGCUCGCCUCUUGACUCUCAACUCCAUUGAUGACUUUUGUUUGUUUGCACCACCAGUGCUCGCCAACAUCUCCGACACCGAGACUGAGGAGGUUGCUUGGUGCACGAAGCCACGCAAUAAUGCUCGGGUCAUUCCUGACGGCACUAUAACCGGCGUGUCUUUCCUCAAAACAUCGUUCUACGUGCAAAUCAUGGGGACGGGAAAUUUCACCUUACUCAAUGUCGUAGCUGGCGACGAAGGCGGUGAACUCGAUCCGCAUGGGGCGACAGGCGCUGGCAAUCCUGUCGGGGGCAAUGUCACAACCAACAUCGUGGACAACGUUGAUGAGCCGAUAGCGGAAUGGAUGUUGUUCAUGAGCAACACUGUGUUCUGCAUUCGUGCCUGUACCAACGCAAACGCCACGUACGAUGCGGCCCAUAUGUGCUGGCACGAGCUGGAUGUUAUGGGUUGUGAAUUUGUCAUGCCAGGAACCUACAACCCACCUGGAAUCUUCGAAACUUGUGACGCAGACGUAGCUUAUCCCCCAGGGUGGUACCCCUCAGUCGACAACAGCGGCUCCACAUCGUUUUCCACUUUUGCGCAGUACUUCACUGGUGUCUACACCGGGUCGAACGGUAAAGAGACGGGUUACACCGUUGGAGAUCUUGUAACCCCAACAGCACCUGCCUCCAUCCCGAGCUCGUCGAACUGUGUCACCACUUCGUCUAUUGCAAAUGGCAUUCCGCUUGCAUCGUUGGGUGUUACCGCGUCCAUGUCAAAAUCUGCCACUGCUUCAGGAGCUUCAGCGCAACCGACUCGGACAAGCUCUAAUGCGGCUUAUAAUCUGGUGCCCCAAUGUUUUGGCUUCAUGAUAGUUAGCAUCGUAUCUCUUGGUUUGUUGUAUUGA